Symbiodinium sp. CCMP2592 is the source of this 2337-nucleotide messenger RNA. The record is from the annotation of a GenBank genome assembly. Lineage: Eukaryota; Dinophyceae; Suessiales; Symbiodiniaceae.
AUGGGUCAAAGCGUGUCAACCUCAUGGCUCUCGGCGCCUUUGGCCAAAGAGCUGCUGGAGGAGCUGCGGCAGUUUUCCCUGCAGGCGCCCGGCAGCUUUUGGGCUCCUGGCCCCGUGUCGGCACGCUUCCGGUGGGCAGUGAACAUCAACGAUUGGAAGCCAAGCGGAGGAUCCGAUGGCGAGGAGUUCCGAUUACUGUUGGCGUUGUUGAAGCCUGAAGAGCAAGAGUCGAUCAUGUCCUACAGAGCAUUGCCAGACCGCAAGCGAACUUUGUUGGGUCGCUUGCUGGGGCUCAGGGCAUGCGCCCAGGCCCUGGGCCAAUCCGACUUUGCUGGAAUCCAAAUUGGCCGCACAAAGGGUAAGAAGCCUUUUCUGCUGUCACCGCUGCCGACGACAUUGCCGAAUUUCAACUUCAAUGUUUCCCACGACGGUAACUGGGUCGUCUUAGCAAGCGACCCCAUCUUCCUUGUCGGUGCUGACGUUUCCGCACCGCAGCAAGAGCGUGGAGAGCGAGAGGACGAGACCUGGUACCAGGACUUGCAGGCCGUGCUGACUGACACAGAGCGGGAAUGCAUCAAGAGCAGUUCGAGCGCAGUCCGAUACGCCACCUUCCAGCGGAUUUGGUCUGCGAAAGAGGCAGUGUCCAAGGCAGUUGGCCAGGGGCUGGCAUUCGGGCUUGAGCGUAUGGAGGUGCAGCUACCUGGAGCCCAUCAAGAGAACUUGGGCAACUUGGUUCUCACGGCACUGGGGAUCACAAGGUCCGAGACGACGGAGCCCGCCGCCAAAAAAGGUCGGAUAAAGUUUUCGUCUCUUCUGGACAGCCUGCAGAACGGCAAAAGCGGCUCAGGCCUCGAGCACGGGCCGCCCGCCGGCACGCACGCGCCCGCGGCCCGAGAGGAGAAAGCAGAAGCGGUGCCGACGCCGAUGCAGCGAGUCGAGAUUCAUAUUGACGGCUGGCCUCGGGCAGACUGGACGGUGUACCAAGAGGAGCUUCGAGGAUCUUGGAUCUCCAUGGCGAUGGGUCCGGUGGAUGAGGCCGUCGAUGCCAACGGGACUUUCCGGGCUACCUUCAGACUGCCUGGGCUGGGUGGACCUUCGGACCUCGAGGCCCUGCAAGGCAAGUUGGACAAUGUGCAGGCGACCGCUGCCAGCGGUGGCUCCUGGAUUCCGCACGACAAAGGAUUCCAGAUCCUCCCGGUGGAAGCUCUCCUUCCGCAGGAGGCCGAUGCGGCAGGAAAGGAGGGAAAGCGACUGAUCGUCGAUGAGGCGAACGCGCAGAAAUCCGCAGCUGCGAUUUCAGCAGACUGUGAGCUGAUAGCGCAGCUCGAAGCCAAAUCAGUGAUUGACAUUAUCGAUGACAUGGACCUUGCCCGUGGCGGCCCGAAAACCUAUAUGGGCUCACUCACUGAUCAGGGGAUGGCAUCCUUCUCAAACAAGUCUCUCCUAGCGCUGGGUGACAACAUUGACAUUUCCGGAAAGGGCGUUGCAUUCACCUGCCGAAAGGGUCUGAAGCCAGAGAGUCCAAACCAAGAUUCCUGGUGUUUAGUGAAGAUGGACACCUUCUCCAUCUUUGCAGUCUUUGAUGGUCAUGGCCAGAAGGGCCACGAUAUCUCCCAGUUCGCGAAGGAAUUUCUACCGAAAGUUAUCCUGAAGGACCCGAGGUCGAAAUCACCCGAAGUCGGCUCUUGUCUCGUCGAUUCCUUCAAGAAGGUUCAGAAGCUUGUCACUGCCGCAGAUAAGACCAAACGUUUAAGUGCGCAGAUGUCCGGCACCACAGCAACUGUUUGCUUCCUCGAUCACUUGCACGAGAAGCUGACGAUCGCUCACGUGGCGGACAGCACUGCUGCCUUUGGGGUCAAGAAAGGUGGCAAGUGGAUCGGUACGUCCGUGACCAAAGACCACAAGCCGAAUGUCAAGGGUGAACGCGAGCGAAUAGAAAAGAAGGGUGGGACGAUCGUUUUUGAUGGCUAUGCAAACCAUCGAAUUUAUGCAAAAAACUCUCGAUAUCCUGGUCUCAAUAUGUCGCGAUGUUUGGGUGAUAUAAUCGGUCAUGAAGAGUGUGGGGUCACCGCUGAGCCAGAGAUCACACGGGUGGAGCUGCAGACCGGGGCAGAGCAGCUACUGCUUGUCUGCAGCGACGGUGUGUGGGAGUUCAUAACGGCACAAGAGGCUGUCGAUCUCGUCAGCACGCGGCCAGCAGAAGAGAGCGAGCAAGCAGCAGGGCUGCUGGCCAAAGAAGCUUGGGAUCGCUGGAUCCGCGAAGAGGGUGGUGCGGUUGUGGACGAUAUCACUGUGGGCUUGGUGCAUAUUGGCAAGGACAAAGCGCCGGGCAAGUGA